Molecule: messenger RNA, 4733 nt
Organism: Hippocampus comes (tiger tail seahorse)
Lineage: Eukaryota; Metazoa; Chordata; Actinopteri; Syngnathiformes; Syngnathidae
Product: transmembrane protein 132C-like
Exons: 10
Coding region: 553-3762 (1069 amino acids)
Source: RefSeq, a predicted model, not a curated record
AAUUAAACGGCCCAAUGACGUGACUCUCCAGUUUGCCAAUCCGAGCCUGGAAUGCGUUCAAGCCUCCAGUUUGUGCAACCCGCACUCUCCGAUCAGCGCCACAGGGUGCAGGGAGGAUCCAAACCCAACGGAUCGGUGCACGAAUCAUUUGUUCCUCGCUUGGAAAGUUGACGGACUCUUCCCCCGCCACUCCGCAACGUCCUGCGUUGUUUUGCCACACUCUUGUGCCUCGGAGCGUGCGGGGAUGACCUCUUUUUUUGGGACAAUCGUUGAAGCCUUUGUUUUUGUGUGAGUGUACAAACUUUAAGCGGGUUUAAUUUGACUGCAAGUGACAAGAGCGAGUCGACGCACACAAUCAACGCCGGAAGGUGGCGGAGGACGCCGAAUGUCAUUUCGGUUUGGGUGACAUGACACAGCCAGUUGAAGAUCUGCUCACUUUCAAAUGGGAGACCAGUUCCGGGAGAGGAUAAAUUGCGUGCCAAGUAGUGAGGCUUUGGUGCUUUUCGGAGCGAUCCUGCGGCUUUUCUCGAAUCAAAGACGAUAACAAGAGACAUGGAGCCGCUUCGGUGCGUGGGACUCGCAGCACUUUUGUGCACAGUGGUGGACAGCAAGGCCAUCCCGGAGGGCCUGCAGAGGUACAACCCAGUGCCAAUCUAUCUGCCUGUCAGCUACCGGAUCCUUAAUGCUGAGUCAGCUUUCUUCCUCCAGGAGGCAAACCAGGAUUUAAUGAGGAAUUCCAGCCUGCAGGCCCGUACAGAGUCCUUCUUCAUCCACCAGGCUCGGCAGAUGCCCUUUGUGAACGCGAGCUACGGCCCGCUGUCCGUCCAGAAGCCGAUCCCGCUGGACAUGCUGCAGACUCAACCGGGGCCUUUCAGUUUGUCCACUUUAUCAACAGCGCCGACAUCCCCGUCACUGACGCCGCUCUUCACAUUUAACUGGAAGGUUCACACAUACAUCAUCAACGAGAGGAUUCACCCCAGCUGGCCAAAGGUCCAAGUGUUAUUCUACAUCGCAGGGAGGGACUGGGAUGAUUACAGUGCCAUCCGAAAGCUGCCUUGCAUCAGGAUGUUUGCCUUCCACGAGACUCAAGAGGUGCGCGGGACAUGCAGGCUGAAAGGCGAGCUGGGCAUUUGCGUUGCCGAGCUGGAGCCUCUUGCGAGCUGGUUCAGCCCACCCACCGUCAGGCCAGGGAGGCAGAGGAUGCCUGAGCAGGCCCAAGGCACUCCCGUGGAACUGUAUUACACGGUUCAAAGCGGCAACGCCGGCGACUGCAACGCCGAGGACUCGCGGAAAGGCAGCGCUGUUCGUACGGAGCAGCACGGUCCGAGGGGCUAUUCUGUGGGGCAUACGCCCAUGCAACGCAUCGGGAGCGUCAGGCUCUUUCAGCCGCUCUCGGAACUGAAACUGGACAGUAACUUUUUGGUCAUGGUGCCGUCCAAACCCAUCCGACAGAGAGAAGGUGUAUCUGCUUUUCUGGCUCUAUCGACUCUUUCUUCCGUGCACAUCUUCACCCUCAGGGUGAAGCUGAAAGAUGGCGUGGCAUUCCUGGGUGCCAGAGCCAGUAAUCCGGUUUUGUGGACGGUGAGUCAAGAUGUCCGAAGUGAAGGUCACAGAGUUGUCACCCUGCACUGUCGAAGAAAGGAGAACAGCUUCAGUCAAAGAGGGGAGGCGGCGGGCUACCAGCGAGUCUUGCAGGUGGAUUUGGAGGUGAACGGGCUGAUGGUGCCCGAGGGCGGUAGAGAGGUGACUUGGCAGGUGGAGUAUCCGCUCACCCGCACCCAGACAAGUGAGGUGCAGACAAUCAUCCGCCUGGCACCGCAGGACCUGGGUGGCAUCGUACCACUAGCAAUGGACACCGAAAUCCUUAACACAGCAGUACUCACCGGUCGAACAGUCGCUGUGCCCGUAAAGGUUGUCACCGUGGGAACAGACGGGGCGGUAUCAGACGUAACCGAAUCGGUGGAAUGCAGGUCAACCGAUGAGCAAGUUAUUAAGGUGUCGGAGAGAUGUGACUACGUCUUUGUGAAUGGGAAAGAGACGCGAGGAAAGAGUCAGGUGAUGCUCAACUUCACCUACAGCUUCUUGAGUGCACAGCUGGAGAUGAGCGUGUGGAUGCCCCGCCUCCCCUUACUCAUCGACGUGGCCGACCCUGAACUCAAUCAAGUCAAAGGCUGGAGGGUUCCUCUCGCUACGGGACAGCAGAGGUAUGACAUCAAGGAGGACGGCGACGCAGCCGAGGAGCGGAUCGAGAACUCCUGCGUCGCUCAGUACCAAAGCACCACGCUGCAAGUUCUUACACAUUUUGUGUCCGAAAGCGAAGAGGUUCACGACACUGGCGACGAGGACGAGCAAGGCCAGCACACCUUCCUGUUGGGCAGCGACUGGCAGGUGGAUGUGACGCAACUGGUGAAGGACUCUCUGAGGGUGGACGACCCAAAGAUUGCGCAACUGUGGGAGGGCCAAGUCGUAAUUGGACGAAGCGCCGGGAUGACUAAAAUACAGGUGCUGUCUCCUCUGACAUCACUGGUCCUGGCUGAGAGGACAAUCAGGGUGCUGGAUGAUAAAGUGAGCGUGACAGAACUCGGGGUGCAGUUGGUUUCAGGACUCUCGCUGUCCCUGCACCUCAGCCCGGGGAGUAACAGCGCCAUUGUCGCCACAGCAACCACGCAGGAAGUCAUCGAAGCGGCCCAACAGGAGUCCUUCAUCAGUGCCUGGCUCCAGUUUAGCGAUGGCUCAAUGACUCCACUCGAGAAUUACAACCCAGCCCAUUUCACCCUGACAGCCACCUCGCUGGACGAGCGGGUGGUCGCGGUGCAGCGCAACGCAGCUUGGAGGUGGCCGGUCAUCGUGGCAAAGGGCGAAGGUCAAGGUUUGCUAGUCCGCGUCGAAAUGAGCAUGUCCGAGAUGUGCCAGAAUGUCAAGAAGCACGGAGCCUUGGCCACCGGGAUGGCCAACGUACAGGUGAGGUUUGGAGGACCCGAGGAGCUCAAUAAACGCUCAGGAGAGCGGCGUACACGGCCCGAUGCUCCUUAUUAUGACGGUUCUAUUUCUGAUAUGGAAACGGGGCUCAUUAACCGCGGAGCUGCAACCGUCAGGGCCCAUGUUCCCGUGAGGGUCAACGGGGGGCGACUGUCUGCAGGCAUCGGGGAAAAAAUCCAAAGUGAAUUCUCAGACUACCCGGACCAGGUUGAGAAUCCGCGAAGCCGCAGCACCGAUGACGAUCUGCCCACCCAAAGAGCCAUGACGGACCUGGAGAUCGGAAUGUACGCCCUGUUGGGAGUCUUCUGCCUGGCCAUCCUUGUGUUCCUCAUUAACUGUAUCUCUUACACGUACAAGUACCGAAGCAAGCACCUGUCCCUGGAGGCCCAGGAGACGAUGCCUCAUUCCCACGACUGGGUUUGGUUGGGCCAAGAGGAGGGGCUCUGCCUGCAGCAAGAGCAACCGGAUGAGUUGGGCGGCACGCCCGAAGAAGGGAGCCAACUUUUAAACGGAGGCGCCCAGCACGGGAACGCUAGCGCGGGAGGAUGCAGGGAUCCCAGAAGCGAGUCGCUCAACUCGCCUACAACCAAGAGAAAGAGAGUGAAAUUCACCACCUUUUCCAACAUCAAAUCCAGUAAUGGCUGUCCUGUCCUGAGUCCGUUAGCAUUAAUGCAAAGCAGCGAGAUCAAGUGGGUUUGUCCCGACAUUGAGCUCGGGGAUUCGAAGGAUCUUAGGAACUACAUGGAAAAGUUGAACGAGAACGCCGCCAAGAACGUUGCCUAGAAGCCGGUCGGUGAUUCUGAGAACUUCAGUGAAACUCACCUGAAUGCCUUCGGAAUGAAGAAGGGAAGUCCAAGGAAACGAAACGUUGACGAAGAAAGCGAACGUUGGCUCUUGCUUCGCGCAACGGGAGAGAACUUUGGACCCGAGACGGCGGCGGUGAGAAAAGGACGAGCGACUGAGCGCCACGGCGCCACCACAAAGACGAAAUGUGAACGUGAUCGUGUUGCUUAACUUCGGUGUUUGUUCUUUAUAUUUAAUUGAGGUUCCGUUUCAUAUUCUGUGCGUCCCGUACUUUUUCUUUUUUUUUCUCAAUAUAUCAUCAUUUUUUUAGUUUUUAUUUAUUUUUAUUUAUUUACAUUUUUUUUUUUUAUUGUAUUGUUUGUCCUCCGCUUGCUUUUGCAGAGUCGCGCUAUGCCCUGUACUGUAAUGAUAGCUUCUUGGAGGAAUUUUUCUACCAAUAUAAAGUUUUAUUUAGCAGUAUUAUAUGUACAGUAUCACUUUGUAUAAAUACAUUUUCUUUGCUUUUUUUUUUUGCUUUGCCUCCAGAAACCAGAUCGAUGCAUGAUGUUAAGGAAGAAUGUGUGUUGGAUCUGGUUACCUGGAAAUGAAGGUGUGUAGAUAAGGAAUUGCCCCCGGGGACGUCUCAGUAGGAUAUUAUUGCCGUAAAACAUUGUAAAAAAUGAUUUUUGGGUUGGAUUCUCUAUGUUGCUACUGAUUUGAGCUGUGUUCUCAGCCCCGCCCCCAACUCCCCUUUAUAUAAUGAUUCCCAUUUUGAUUCUGUUACUUCACUCAAGGCGACUAAUUUGACAAAUUUUAAUAGCAUAUGCCUCAAUUUAAAAAUAAUAAUAAUGAUGAUUCAGAGCAUCCUAGACAAUCUGUUAUUUCUAAGAAAGUCACGCCGGUGUACCGUCAUGUAUGGCCCACACUGAAAGAACUGUAUGUGACAUAUUGGAUUCUUGAAAAAAAAAAAA